CUCAUCUGUGAUGUUGUCUGCUACAGACAUUUACUUGAUCUGGAGGAAUGACUGAACAUUAAUUAAGAUUCUCACAUCUAAAUCAUGAUGUCGUUGUGGUCAACAUUGCUGUUGGGCAUCCUCAUCAUUGCGACUUGGAUUCAAGCAGGAUCUUUGGCAGAACCUCUGCUUCACCAUUCAGAUUCAGAGAGCAGAGACUUUGAUGAAAAGGAAAGAGUUUCAUUUGGAGAACCUUACAUAAGACGGAGACUGUUUCAACUUGACCCUGUUAAGAAAGAUCACAUGCAGCAGUUGGAACUUGCAUCUGGUCAGAUUUUGCAGAUAAAGACCCUUGCCAAAGACCCUCCAUUGUUUGAGAUACCAGGGUUCCUCUCUCAAGAGGAAUGCGACCACAUCAAGGACUUGGCUCAGAAGGAAACACUUUUUACAAGUUCAGUUAAAGACUCCACCGAAAGAGAAGAUCCUCAAGAUUAUGAGGAAGACCCAAGUGAAGACGUCUUCAAGAAUAUUGAUUCCAAUGAAGAUAAGGUUCUGGAUGCUGAGGAGCUUCUUGACAGCAUUGGCGAUUUUAUUGAAGUCAAUGCUUUCCUUCGACAAGACGACAUCUUGGAAAUGCUACGAGAUAAUCAUCUUGAUCUAGACGGUGAUGGUGUGUUGAAUAUGCAGGAAUUCUCUCAAAUCAAUCGUGAAAAAAUGCAAGAGAUGAAGAAGUGGCUGUCUGAGCAUUGUAAGAAUGACAAUAGUAAACUGAACCGUGUCAGCCAACAAGCCUGGCUUAAUAUUGGUAGUGGGGAUGAGGUGCUGACAGACCUCAGGGAAAAAGUAACCGCACUGACGGGACUAGCAGGGGAUAUAGUACAGCACAGUGAAAGUUUACAGGUGGUCUACUACGAACAUGGCGGUCAUUUCCACGCUCAUUAUGACUCAGAAGAGCUUGAUCCAAAAAUACCUUGUUCUCAUACAUUAGGAACACUGCAAGAAGAUUGGGAUCAUGACCAUGGGGUACGUCUCUGCAGAUUCUUGACAAUUCUCUACUAUCUUGACGAGACACAAGACGGCGGGGAAACAGCAUUUCCUGUGGCAGACAAUGAGACAUUCUCAGACGAGGAUCUUGGCCCUGACGUGUAUGACUUAUCCCACCAUUGCUACAAUGCUAAUGUGUACGUACAACCAGCCAAGGGUAAAGCCAUCAUGUGGUAUAAUCACUACAUCAAUCAAACAACAGGGUGGCUUGGUGACAUGAACCCGUAUUCACUGCACGGAGGUUGCGAUGUCAGACAGGGUACCAAGUGGAUUGCCAAUAACUGGAUUGACAUUGACGAUUCCUAUGAAAAACAAAUGCUUUACAUGCGAGCCAGUGAGUUGGCUCAAAGUGGCAAGGAGGAUGGUGAUGAGCGUAGCGGAGACAGGGAUCCUACCAUGGAAUCCUUCAUGGAAGCCGUUCAGAACAUGGCAAUGUUAUGGUCGGAUUACCUCCAAAGCCAGGCAGGUGCUGAGACAAUCUCGGAGCUCUUCUCUAAAGACCUGCCUCAUGGGGGCCUGGUAGACCGGUUGGUCGAUCACGUGUCUCGCGCAGCUGCUGAAAUUCAUAUUUACCAGCAUCUCAAGCCAUCGGGUGAGAUGAGACAGGAUUAUGUGGUAAUCUGGCAGGAGGUCUUAGAAGCUGAAUUGCCAACUGAUGAGGGGUAUAUCUUCUCGGCAUUGAUCCAGGCAGCCAAUGCCUACGCACAGACCGCCCACGCUGCCACCGUCUCGGAUACAAAGCCGACGCCCACUCACAUUCUCAAGAAUCACAAUCUCUGGGACAUUAAUGAUGGAAACAAGUUGGAGAAAGACAUUACAUAUGAACGAUUGAUGUCAGCUGAAGAGAGAGAUGAACUAUGAAGAGCAGUUUGUUUAUUAAACAUUAGUCUUUUGGGAUGAUUGUCUCAACUUAACGAAGAUCGUGUACAAAAAUAUGUAACUGGCUAAAACGGUAUUUUUAUAUUGAAAGCAAACUUAUUUGUAUUUUAAAACUGUUCAUUUGACAUGUGAAUGGUACAAAAGUAAAUGAAGUUUCCAAUCAAACAUAAUUGAAUUGAAAAUUCAACUCCUCUUAAAAAAUAUUUGUUUUUGCAUACUAUAUAAAAACAUAACGACGGUUGCAAAUUAAAAUGUGAAAGCAUUUGUUUUUACUUAAAAUUGUUUUUUUUUUACCAUUUUGGUAAAUGAGAAGUAAAACAAAAAAUUAAAAUAAAAAAGGACUUACAAUAAUAUGCAACUGUGAUAUUGUUUCUAUAGUAAGAUGAAACUAUUUUUGUUUAGAAGAGUUUAAAGGCAGUGGACACUAUUUGUAAUUGCUCAAAAUA
This is a messenger RNA of Asterias rubens (European starfish), 2348 nucleotides long. Its product is annotated as transmembrane prolyl 4-hydroxylase-like. The coding region runs from base 85 to 1884 and encodes 599 amino acids. Gene Ontology annotation, molecular function: procollagen-proline 4-dioxygenase activity; iron ion binding; L-ascorbic acid binding. Gene Ontology annotation, cellular component: endoplasmic reticulum. Gene Ontology annotation, biological process: peptidyl-proline hydroxylation to 4-hydroxy-L-proline. The record is from RefSeq and is a predicted model, not a curated record. Lineage: Eukaryota; Metazoa; Echinodermata; Asteroidea; Forcipulatida; Asteriidae. The transcript has 11 exons.